Phalaenopsis equestris is the source of this 1367-nucleotide messenger RNA. RefSeq lists its product as uncharacterized. NCBI's taxonomy places the organism in Eukaryota, Viridiplantae, Streptophyta, Magnoliopsida, Asparagales, Orchidaceae. The record is from RefSeq and is a predicted model, not a curated record.
AACACAAUAUUAAGUAAUAGAAUACUUGAUUAGCUAAAAUAUUAUAAAAUCUAAUCAUAAAAGAUUAUGUAAACUGUAAGCUGGGCAGCUACAUACACCACAUGAAGAAGCUUAGUAAAAAAAAAAGUUCUUAUCUCUUUCACUGCAUUGAGCUUUUCAUAUGUUGGGGCUGUAGAUGGGUAACGUUCUCUGCUUAUGUGCCUCCAUUUUAUAAAUAAUUCGCAUGUUUUAUCGUAUUAUUCUUCUGAGAUUUUUUAUAUGCAGCUUGGAGAUCUGUAAGCUCUUUGUUAACCUGAUAGUUUCUUUUCAAUUUUAAUGAAUGCUAUGACCGAGACCGUUCUGCCAUCUAUUGGUCGUGUGCGGCUUACUGAUUUGAUAGCAGUUGAGGGGCUUCCUUCAGAAUCAUACAAAGUUUCUAUAUCAACGUUGACACAAUCCCUUGCUCAGUAUUCUGCUGCAAUCAUUCAGCUGCCCAUUGCUGAUGGUGCUCUUUUAAGAUCCAGUCUUGAAUCAGCCCGUCUUUUUUUUCACCAAAGAGCAUACUCCCCUGCUGAGAUGGCUCACACUAGUGACUCCCGUGAGUGGUGUAAGACCUCUGGUUAUUAUGCAGAUCCUCAGUAUUGGCAGGAGACUUAUGAUUAUAGGCCAGGAUUUACUUCAGCUGAUUCAAAUAGUUCUAUGGAACUUCCUCCAGCUGGUUUGUCUGAUAUAUUUGCAUUGCUUGGAAAGGCUGCUCGACAUAUCUUGGAUGCUAUAAGUUUUUCUUUGAACUUACGCAGCUUCUCAUUCACUGAAAUUCUUGACAACGUUCCUCUAAGGGGUCGAGAAAUAUCUUCCUCAGUUCUUUCAGUAUGCUGUCACUCAAGGCCUUCUUUCCAAGGUGCACAACACCAUGCCUUAACUGCAUCGGAUGAUGGACAAUUGGUCAUGUUCUCAGACCAAGAACACCAUGUAGAAAAGAGUUUAAUCACACUUGUCAAAUCAGAUAGGGCAGGCUUGCAUAUAAAGGACUUUCAUGGUAGAUGGUUACUUGUUGAUGGGGACCUUGGUCCCCAAGAUGCUCUUGUGUAUCCCGGGCUUGCACUUUACCAGGCAACUGCUGGUUAUGUAAGUCCAGCUUUUCACAGAACUGACGUAGGUAACAUGGAUGGCAAUAUGUACGGGCGUUGUUCUAUUACUUUCAAGCUAAUGCCAAAAUCCAUGGCGAGUUUCAAUUGUUCAGAGAUGAGAGCAGCAGGCCAUGGUGUUGAAGCUCAAUUUCAGCUACCCAUUCCAGUUGAUGACUUUAUGCAAAGAACGCACCCUACAGAUCAACUCCUCACAAAAAGUAUUUUCCCAAGCUAUAGUUUUCAGGCGGAACAAGAUGG